Phaeodactylum tricornutum CCAP 1055/1 is the source of this 4521-nucleotide messenger RNA. RefSeq lists its product with no specific name. The record is from RefSeq and is a predicted model, not a curated record. The transcript has a single exon. Gene Ontology annotation, biological process: glycolipid biosynthetic process. Lineage: Eukaryota; Bacillariophyta; Bacillariophyceae; Surirellales; Neidiaceae. Bases 1 to 4521 code for a protein of 1506 amino acids. Gene Ontology annotation, cellular component: lipid droplet; plasma membrane; mitochondrion.
AUGAGUUUGUUCGUGGCGACGAGUCGUCGUUUGGACGGUUGGACGGGUCCCUCCGCGGAUCCCGACGCGGAGUCCUGUGCCAGUUCCCCGGCAUCCGCCUCGCCGCUGCGCACGACCCCGCGCCAGUACUUGUGGAGUCCCCGUGGCGUCACACGCACCCCGGAACGAGACCCGACCGCUACAACCGAAUCGGGACACAAAGACGCAACCGUACACGAUGAUGUAGAAAGACGUUGGACGCCGAUCCAGUCCACAACGGCACGGACUCUGUUCCCUCCGACCCACUGCGACGUGGGCACGGUGUGGGACACUCGUGCCGUCGAAACCCACGCGCCGGUAGUUCCGGACACCGUGUGCCGGACCAAGACGUCCCGUUUCGCCGUGUGGCACGACACGUCCGAACCCGUGGUGCCGCUUGCGGUCCGUUCGACGACGUCAACUUUGGUGGUGGUACAGCCGUCCGUGUCGUUCGCGAUCGAGACGUGUCGGAAUCAUUCCGACACGGUCGUCGCACGGGAACGCUGCGAUCCCGAAUGGCUUCGGAUCGAUCACUAUCGUCGAGCGAACGACACGACCGCAGCACCCAAACGUACCACCACCGCGACUAGCACAACCAGUACAACCAGUACAAUUAGGACUACUCCAAAGACCGCAGCCACAAACACAACGACCAUGUCUCCUACCGUUCCUUCCGUAUCCGCCACUUCCCGCCACACCACGCUUGGUCGUGCACUGGUGGGGCCUCGGGGAGUCGAUCCCGUUACGGCUCCCACCCCGACUCGGACAACACUCCCGAGUCUCACCCACACGAAGCCCCUAACUCCCACCCCGAGCAACGCCCGUAUACUCCGUGACGCCUCCGGCAAUCAACCCGGACGACCGGCAGUUGCUCCGUCCGAAGAACCCACGCACGACUUCCCUACCAAGAUGCCGUCCCCACCCGUCGCUUCGUCCAUUGCCAAAGAAAACGCCCCCACGGUCUCUCCUUCGGUCCGUAGCGAUUCUCACGACGUUGUUACCAUCACCUACACCACCACUACCGAGUCCGUUCCCGAAACGUUGUGGAGCCGGGUCGUCGAGAGUGAUGUUUCCUUUUUGGGAGACAUUACGGACACUCCCGAUCGCGACACUAGUCACGUCCACGCCAACCCUUGCGAUCCGAUGGACCACGCGAUUGUCACGGACGACGAAGAUUCGGUCACGUCCACCAGCGUGCACGCCGUGGGAAACACCAGCACCCGCAUGCUGGACGUUUCGACCACGGAGGAGUCCCACAUGCUGGACCUUUCGAUCGAGACGGGUCCCCAGUGUGCGCCGUCGGCUGAGCACGAUGGACACGGCUUGUUCGGAGCGGAUCGUACGGGUGACACCGAUAACGACUCGGGGAAAGAGGAAGAAACGAUCGAGACUAUACUUGAUGAUUCGGUCGACACGGGAUCCGUUCUACCGUUGCCCGACGCCAACGGCAUGGACGAAUCGUCGACUGCCGGUGAGGAUGAUCCACGGCCGGCCCCACAAAAAAACGCACCCUUGUUGGAGACGGCCACGGUCCAAACCGAACAGUCCAACGAAUACAUGUCGGAUCGCAAGUCAUCAACGGUGGUUCCGCCAGAAACCGAGCACCCGGAGUCAGCGCCCGUCUUGUCGUGGGCGGCCGUCGCCAAAACAACACCUUCCAAACCCAAGACUUUGAACAAUAGAGCGACGUCGCCAAGCACAAUUCCGGUAUUCCCGGCGCCCACGCACAACAAAGUUACCACCGCCCCCCUCGAUACCUCGUCCAGUACCUGGGAGCACGAUGGGCUCCUCGUCUUGUGCUCGCAUCAAUCAUUGGACAGAUCCGUCACGGUCAACCAAAUCAAAGUCUUUACUAUAUUGGGAGGUCACAACAUCUCCUACGAAACCAUCGACGGUGCCGACCCGGUGCACAAACAAACCCGCAAUCACCUGUUUGAAGUCUCGGGCUUGAAGGCGCAAUAUCCCCAGUUCUUUUUGGUCCGGAAUGGCGAGCUGACCUUCUGGGGUGAUUUUCACCAGUUUGUGCAGGCCGACCAAAACGGUGAAUUGCAAGUGGCUUUGGCCGCAGGUGUGGAGCUAGCUCCCGUGAUUCGUCCAAUCGAAACGGCAAUGGUCGACACCGAAGACACUUAUUCUAUAGAGGCGGGGAACGUCCCGAAAUUAUUGGUGCUCUGUUCGAAUCAAACCAUGAGCCGAAGAGUAACGUCGCAUCAAGAAAAAGCAUACACUAUUCUGAAGGCUCACCGUAUCCCUUUUGAAACUCUGGACGGAGCCGACGCGUGGAACAAAUCUCGACGCGAGGAGCUCUUUCAGAUUUCGGGACUGCGCGCGCAGUACCCCCAGUUCUUUCUGAUUGACGAGACAAGCGGCACCACGACGUUUUGGGGAGAUUGGGAGCGUUUCAUGUACGCCAACGAAGACGACGUGCUCGUGAACGAGCUCGGUUUGACACCUUCGUAUGCUCCCGAACAGCUUCAGAACCAUGUGAACACGGCCAACGAUACUCACGCUAGCAAGACAGAACGGAUGGAGUCCUUCGACUCCAACGCUGGAAAUUCGGAAGGAACAGACGCUAAUGAAAAGCGGUUCCUGGUGCUGUACUCCAGUCAAUCGCUUGAUCGCCAGGUGACGGUCAAUCAGGAGAAGGCAUAUUCCGUACUGACGAACAAAGGUAUACCGUUCGAGACACUGGACGGGAUCGAUCCCGACAAUGUCCAGCGCCGCAACACGCUCUUUCGAAUCUCGGGAUUGCGUGGCACGUAUCCGCAGUUCUUUAUCGUUGACGGUCACACCACCGAAUUCUGGGGCGACUGGAAUCGUUUCAACAAGGCGAGGAAAGCUGGAAAAUUGAGUAUAUUAUCUACGCCGAUCGAAAAGGAGAAAAUUGCGAAGGGAAUUGCCCAAGCAUCUACGGGACAAUCGGCAGCCGGAACGGGCAAGGCUCACACCGAGAAUCAAAAUACCUCCGCUUCCAGUAGCGCAGCUACCUCUUCUGGAACCGGUGGGCCUUCCUCACACAGCGAAUCGAAUAGCAACACUCGAAGUAGCCAAGCAGUAGCUACAGUACAAACAACGGACCGGAUCUCUACCAAGACCGACAUUACUAUUUAUGGAGCUACAAGUUUUGUUGCAAAGCACGUCAUUACGUAUAUAAUGCAAACAAGCAUUCAUGGUGCCAAUACUCUGAAAGUGACGCUGGCCGGACGCAGUUCAUCCAAGGUCCAAGCCCUAACAGACGAAUUCUCACAAAAGAUGAAGAAUCUCUUUAUUGUGAGCGAGAAACCACAAGGCAAAUGUGUCUUUGACUUUUUUAUUGCCGAGAGUUCAAACCCUUCCGCUCUUGGCAAAAUGGCAUCCCGAACCAAAGUCGUCCUCAAUUGCGCUGGCCCGUUCACUCGACUUGGCUCUAACGUCGUUGCGGCCUGUGCUAAGACUGGUGCGGACUACGUCGACAUAACGGGCGAGAUAGAAUGGGCAUCCGAGAUGCGGCAGCUGUACAGUGCCGACGCUGCCAAGUCUGGCUCGCGUAUCAUUUCAUUCUGCGGAUUCGAUUCCAUACCUUCUGACCUGGCUGUUUACACUGCGAUCAAGGUCAUGAAAGAAAAGUUGAAACAAAACGCGAAACCUAUCGAAACAGCGUCGACAUAUCACUCCAACUUUGGGCUUGCCAACGGCGGCACGUUGCAAACGGUCUCGGAAAUGUCGCUAAACCUACGGCAUUGCCUUUUCCGUUGGGUCCCCUACCUUCUCAACGAUCCUUUGGCGCUGACCCAUCCCAGCGAUCGCAGUGCGCAGUCGCCGCAAGAAACGCGAAACAGAAUGGCCAAGGCAGAAUGGAUCAACCAGUUGCCGUUCUUCCAUUCAAUUUUUCGAAUGGGUGUGUCGUCGCCAUUCUUUAUGGCUCCAGUCAACACCAAAGUUGUCAACGCCUCCGCCGUUGCCAACAACUACGGGCCGAGCUUCACUUACUACGAACGAUAUGUGCCGACGGGCUUUCGUUUCACAGUUCAGCUAGGAACACUGUCGCUGCUUCCCGCAGUCGUCACUCAAUUUUUAAUAUAUCUCGCGGCGUUUCUGAUCAAAUUUCCCAUUCUUGGGCCGUUGCUGAUCCAAUGGUUUAUGCCACCAGGCUCUGGUGCAUCGGAUCUUUUCUGCAAAACGGGAUAUGCUGAAGUCUAUGCGGACGUUGUUACUUCCCCCAAUGCCGCGGGAAAGGUUGACAAGGCAAACUGCUUCCUGGCCUUUGAGGGAGAUCCCGGGAAUUGGGUGACAGCUCAAACAGUAGCCGAGUCGGCACUCGCCUUGGCACUGAACAAGAAGGAUCUUCCGCCUCGUAGCCAGGACGGCUUUGGUACGCCAACCGAAAUUCUCGGUGGUGUUCUUCUGAAACGUUUGACCGAGACCAAGAUUCGCCCUGUGGUUGUUGUGACCGACGUGCGUGCGGCGACAUCAAAAAUAGAGUGGUCUAUGUUUCCCCUACAUGUGACAAUGAGCGCCCACUAG